This is a messenger RNA of Ziziphus jujuba (common jujube), 790 nucleotides long. Its product is annotated as 10 kDa chaperonin 1, chloroplastic. The transcript is spliced from 7 exons. Bases 157 to 564 code for a protein of 135 amino acids. The record is from RefSeq and is a predicted model, not a curated record. Gene Ontology annotation, cellular component: mitochondrial matrix. Gene Ontology annotation, molecular function: protein folding chaperone; ATP binding; protein-folding chaperone binding. NCBI's taxonomy places the organism in Eukaryota, Viridiplantae, Streptophyta, Magnoliopsida, Rosales, Rhamnaceae.
CUGGUUAACACAGGCACGUGCGGGGCGUGCCUCCUUAUCCCACACGACCCGACCCUAUACACGCUCUUCUUUUGCUCUUCCUUGUACAAGAGUUGUCACACUUGCAAUUUGCUUGGCUUCCGGCAUUUUCUCUCUGUUUAUCUCUGAGCUUUUUCAAUGGCGUCCACUUUCGUCUCGCUUCCAAGACCUUUGCUAUGCAAACCCAACUCUCCUUCUUUCUCUAACCAGAGACUAUUGUCUGGCUUGAAAAGAAACUCACUGAGAAUCUCUGCAAUUUCGAAGAAAUGGGAACCCGCCAAGGUGGUUCCACAAGCUGAUAGAGUCCUUAUUCGUCUUGAGGAGCUCCCUGAGAAAUCGGCCGGUGGAGUUCUGUUGCCCAAAGCAGCUGUUAAGUUUGAGCGGUAUCUAAUGGGAGAAGUUCUCUCUGUUGGUUCCGAAGUUGGGGAAGUGAAAGCUGGAACAAAGGUUCUCUUCUCAGACAUAAAUGCUUAUGAGGUGGAUUUGGGAACAGACGGUAGGCACUGUUUCUGCAAGGAAAGUGAAUUGUUGGCUUUGGUCGAAUAGUUUCAGCAAUUCUUCAUAAUGCACAAUCUUUAUCACAAUUUUAUGCUGAUUUAUUUUGCUCGGAAUUCUGUAGCUUGAAAAUUUGGUUAAAUUGUAAACAGAUGUUCUCGUCCUUUUGGACUGGCUACAUAGAUUUUGGUAAUAUUUUAUUUUCGUACAUUGAACUUGUAGUUGGUGUAUUAACACUCUUUGAAGCAAUGAAAGAGGGAGUGAUAUUGGAGGCUAA